Molecule: messenger RNA, 777 nt
Organism: Nannizzia gypsea CBS 118893
Lineage: Eukaryota; Fungi; Ascomycota; Eurotiomycetes; Onygenales; Arthrodermataceae
Exons: 6
Coding region: 1-777 (258 amino acids)
Molecular function (GO): phosphatase activity
Source: RefSeq, a predicted model, not a curated record
AUGGGUUCUCUCGGCUCACUGCCCGCUAUGAAGAGCGAGCCAAAGGUCAUCUUCUUCACCGAUUUUGACGGCACCAUCACGCUGCAAGAUAGCAAUGACCACUUGACCGACCACCUCGGGUUUGGCGCCAUCGAACGAAGUGCAAGAAAUGCCGCUAUCCUUGAGGGCAGGAUGACUUUCCGGGAUGGCUUCCGGGAGAUGCUUGAUAGCAUUGAUACCCCCUUUAAUGAAUGUGUCGACUUUCUCUGCCAGAGAGUCACCCUCGAUCCGCACUUCACCGCAUUUUACAGGUGGGCCAAGGAGAACAACGUUCCCGUUGUUGUACUUUCAUCCGGCAUGGUUCCGAUUAUCCAUGCUCUCUUUGUGAAGCUGCUCGGACACGAGCCUGAGAACAUCCAGAUCGUUGCCAACCAGGUUGCCAGCAGAGACGGAAAAGAUAUCAACUCCAACGGCGGAUGGCAGAUUGACUUCCAUGACGAUAGCCACUUUGGCCACGACAAGUCUUUGGAAAUUCGCCCAUACGCCGCAAUACCCAAGUCAGAGCGCCCAAUCCUCCUUUAUGCCGGAGACGGGGUGUCAGAUAUCUCUGCUGCUCGUCAGACGGAUCUUCUCUUCGCUAAGAAAGGCCACGACCUGACAAUUAUAUGUAAACGGGAUGAUAUCCCGUACACUACUUUCGAGGACUGGUCUACCAUCUUAUCCACUACUAAAGAGCUCCUUGAGGGAAAGACGACGCUGGAUGGUGUAAUCGCUGCACAGAAGCGCGAUAACAACUAG